AGAGAGAGAGAGAAAACCAGGAACCUCGAAGGCCAAGAUGACAGGGUUUGGCUCUCCUUGCGGAGCAUGCAAGUUCCUCAGGAGGAAGUGUGUAAGGGGCUGCAUCUUUGCCCCAUACUUCUGCCAUGAGCAGGGCGCUGCCCAUUUCGCGGCCAUUCACAAAGUCUUCGGAGCGAGCAAUGUCUCGAAGCUCCUCAUGCACCUUCCGGUCGCCGACCGGUGCGAGGCUGCGGUCACCAUCUCCUACGAGGCUCAGGCGAGGCUCCAAGAUCCCAUAUAUGGCUGUGUUGCUCACAUUUUCACUCUCCAACAACAAGUUGUGAAUCUGCAAGCACAACUGGCUUCUCUCAAGGCCCAAGCAGCAGCUCAAGGCUGUGCCACUGCCUCCACUUCCACUUCCACCUCCACUUCCAGAGAAGAGAAGUUGAACAACAAAUUCCCACCUUACCAACAAGAUGGGCAGGGUUUCUUUCAGGGUGGGGACUUGAGGACGAGCCAAGCUUUGGUUUCAGAUCCCAUGAUGAAUCCUGAAGCCAUGUUAAGCUAUGGCAAUGAGCUUCUGAUCAACCCUAAUUUCUUCCAGUCUUCUCAGGAAUGUCACCCUCAUUCAUACGCGACUGGAGAUCCUAUCUCCUUCUCCGCCGGCGAUAAUUAUUCUUGUGCUAUGGCCUCUCCUGACAUGCAAGCGAACACCCGGAGACCAGCAUAUCACGACAUGGAGGACCUUCAAUCGGUAACCUUUGCCUAUCUUCAUCAUGCAUGAGAAGGCAGUGCAUUUGAAAGAAGAUGAUCCAUGGCAAUCUAUCAUCAAAAAUUUUGUUAUUAGUUACUUCAGAUAUGUAUCGAUCGACCUCCUGGUACAAACUAUAAUUGCACCAAAUUUAUAAUAAGCAAGCGAAUUCUAUGCGACGCUCGAUAAUGUGUGCUAAUUAUGUACUAUAACUAUGUAAAAAUGUAAAGACGAAGUUCAUUCAUGCCUAUGAUCUAGAUAUUUUGGACUUAAUGAUAAAACCUUAAUUAAUAGAGCCCUAGGAUUGAAUACCCUAGCAAUCAAAUGCUAAUACCUUCUUUAUAUCUAGUUGCUAGAGGGCAUAGAUAAUGGCAUGCAACAAAAAAAAAA
Messenger RNA from Phoenix dactylifera (date palm), 1120 nucleotides. Its product is annotated as LOB domain-containing protein CRL1-like. Lineage: Eukaryota; Viridiplantae; Streptophyta; Magnoliopsida; Arecales; Arecaceae. Gene Ontology annotation, biological process: hormone-mediated signaling pathway; positive regulation of DNA-templated transcription. The record is from RefSeq and is a predicted model, not a curated record. Gene Ontology annotation, cellular component: nucleus.